Molecule: messenger RNA, 1803 nt
Organism: Seminavis robusta
Lineage: Eukaryota; Bacillariophyta; Bacillariophyceae; Naviculales; Naviculaceae
Source: the annotation of a GenBank genome assembly
AUGUCCUUCUAUGCUAUCGCCGAGGUAGAAAACGGCAUCAGGUUGACGGAUGGCAAUGAAUCCGACAUGUUUCACAACGGGAUAUCGAAUUAUACUACGAUGAUGAACGACACGAUAGCAUACUCAAAUGAUGACAACACGGGUCUCUAUACACCUGCGCAACAAGCUGUCCUUGGCUAUGUGUCCGUGUUGACCGGGCUUGGUUCCUUCCUAGGAUCCUUGACCAUUGCCUACGUGAUUUAUCACGAUGCCAAGAAAGGACGACGAGUGACUCCCUUUGAACGGCUCAUGCUGGGCAUUGCCACGAGCGAUUGCCUGUCCAGUUUUGGCAUGUCUGCCAUGGGACCCUGGGCCGUGCCAAGCUCUGUCGACUACGUCUUUGGAGCCGUGGGGAAUUGGAAUACCUGUGAUGCCAGUGGUUUCUUCUUUUCGUUCAUCAACGCCACGUCGUACUACAAUUUGGGAUUGGCGCUGUACUUUUUAUGGACCCUGCGACUCGAGUGGAGAAUGGAAACGUAUGCCCAACGAGUCGAACCCUUGAUUCAUCUCGUUGCCUGGAUUUCGUCCGCGGGAGUCAGUAGCGCAUCCAUGGUGCACAAGUGGUAUGUGCCCCUCUAUGUGUUGCCCGGUUGGUGCUACUUUGGGGUAUACCCACCACGCUGCAAUUAUUAUCAUGAGGACGGACAACAUCACUGUGAACGAGGCGGAGAUAUAAUCUGUCCCAACGAUAUUCUCUGUCCGGAUCAAAUAUUACUCAGUCUCACGGCCGGUACCACUGGAUGGCUCUUGUGCGCCGUGGGCAUUACCAUUUCCAUGAUUCUAUUGUACUUGCGGGUCCGACACUUGGAUCAACGCAUGCAACGAUAUGCCGGCAGCAGCAGUGAUGCCUUUCGACGAUCCCGAGAAACCGGAAUCCAAGCAUGCCUCUACAUUUUGGCCUAUUACAUGAUUUCCUUCCCCGGAUUCUUGCAACGCCUGUUUCUGGGCAGUUUCCCCGACACGACGCCGCACAAUCGGCGCCUCUAUUUUGGAUUCUGCUUUGUUACCAAAUUCGUGGCGCCCAUGGGAGGCAUAUUCAAUUGCUAUAUUUUCUUGCGCAAACGCCUGGGACGACUCAUGUCCGACGGAGAGUGCCUAUCCUUUGUCAGUACGAUUCGACAAAGUGUGUUUCGGGCAUCCGUAGGUGUCACGAGCAGCAGUGUGCGUACCAAUCCGGGGGAUGCAUCUUCCAUCCAGAGCCAUAAUAAUGAGGUGGCUUCUGUUGUCAACAGCAACGAGGCAUCGUCCGUCAGGAGUCAUCACGGCAACAACAAUCAACAAGAGGAAAUCACCAAGGACACUACGGAUGCAAGCAAACGCAAAGAGGAUCGACAGAGGUAUCGGCUACAAAUGCUGGAACUAGCCAACUCCAAUGAUGGUUUCUCGGAGGGAGAUCGUGAAUCCUCUGCGUUCUCGUUUCAUUGAUUGCAAACGAAAGAGCAAACAAACAAGUGGGGGCUCGUGUACACACAAUGGAUACGUUGGUCAAGUAAAUGUGAGUGUGGGCUGUGGCAGCACGUGCGUCUACUCGUAUGUGUAGGAGCAAUCAAGUCUACGAUUGAAUUGGGGAAGGAGGAGCCACAAUAGGUUUCAACAAAUGUGCAGUAAUUCUUCAUGGGAGCUAUACUUUAGAUGAAUUUACAAGUCGCACAGGCAAAAUGUGGCCACGCUGUAGAUUCGAAACAACCCAAUUGACUUUCCUAGCCAAGGAAGGGUACUGUACUAGUUAGCCAGGUCAGGUCUGUGAUUUUUAUUUGGUGCUCG